AUGAGGGCAAUUGUCCUAUUAAUUGGCCUUAUCGCUUAUCUAGCACUAGCUGAAGACUAUUACGAACUACUUGGUGUCGAUCGAGAUGCCGAUGAUCGAACGAUUCGAAAGGCAUUCAAAAAGUUGGCAAUUAAAAAACAUCCGGAUAGGAAUACGGACAAUCCAGGUGCCCAUGAUGAAUUUGUGAAGAUCAACAAAGCCUACGAAGUACUGAAAGAUGAGAAUUUGAGAAAAAAAUACGAUCAAUUUGGAGAAAAAGGGUUGGAAGACGGGUUUCAAGGAGGCAAUAAUUAUCAGAGUUGGCAAUUUUAUAAUGAUAAUUUUGGAAUUUACGAUGAGGAUCAGGAAAUUGUGACUCUCAAUAGGGCGGACUUUCAACGAAUGGUUUCUGAUUCGAAUGAGAUUUGGUUUAUCAAUUUCUACUCGACUUAUUGCUCACAUUGCCAUCAGCUAGCUCCUACAUGGCGCAAAUUCGCUCGUGAAAUCGAGGGAACCAUUCGAGUGGGUGCUGUGAACUGCGCCGAAGAUCCUCAACUGUGUCAAUCUCAACGAGUCAACGCCUAUCCGUCCCUAGUUUUUUAUCCAACCGGCGAAUUCUAUCAAGGGCAUCGUGACGUCGAACUUAUGGUCGAUUUUGUGAUUCAGCGGCUGAAAUCUGAAGUUUUACACUUGAAUUCUGAGAAUUGGAAGGCUUUGAGCGAAGAUUGGGAACCCUACAAUCGACUUCCAUGGAUUGUAGACAUGUGUGGAGGAGAUAAUAUUGAGUGUUUGAGCUCUACGACAAGACGAAAACUCUCCUCAAUGCUGGAUGGACUUGCCAACGUGGCAACAAUUGACUGUCACUCUGAAGAAGAGCUCUGUUCGAAAUUCGAUCAUUCUAGUGGUGUCAUGUGGUUCCCAGCAAGAAAAUUAGAGAAAAAAAGCCAAAUAAAUAUUGAAAGUAUGGAUGCACAGGAGAUCACAAAGCAUGUCAUUGAGUAUUUGGAAGAGCUUCCAUGGAUUGAGGCAGACAGCCUUCAGCGUUUUCUGGAGGGGAACGAUCCGGAUGAGGCGAUUGCAGUUUGGAUGUUGGCCAAUGAGGUUCAGGCGACGCAGAAAAAAGAUUUCCGACGACUUCCCGCUCUAAUUGACAACCAAAUUUUCUCAUUUGAUUGCUCAAAAUCAGAAAUCUGUGAUGAUUUGGUUGAUAAGACCAAAUUACCCCAAUUUAUAGUUUUCAAACCAACUGGAGGUUAUGAAAUCGACUACGCAGGUGCUAAGGACUUCCAUUCUGCUAGUAUUUUCAUUCGAGAAGCUUCGAAAUCCCAUAUCCACGUCUUAAAUCGAGAUUCUUAUGAGUACGCAAUCAGUGGCGGUGAAUUCUAUAUUAUCGACUAUUUUGCACCGUGGUGCCCACCUUGCCUAAAACUGCUCGGCGAGUACCGUCGCUUCCACACCGCCACCUCCGAAGACAGUAUCCUUCAUACUGUAGCUAUUGGAUCCCUAGACUGCGUGAAAUUCAAAGAUCUAUGUCAAACGGCAGGCGUGGGAAGUUAUCCAACCUCAAUUGUCUAUACACCAGACGGAAAACAGCACAAAUUGGUUGGAUUUCAUAAUUUGGAUUAUAUUCUGGAGUUCCUGGACAAUGCCAUGAAUCCGUCUGUCCUAGAGAUGAGCCCUGAGCAAUUUGAAGAGCUGGUAAUCAAUAGAAAAGACGAGGAGACUUGGUUGGUGGACUUCUUUGCUCCCUGGUGUGGACCAUGCCAACAAUUGGCUCCGGAACUUCAAAAAGCGGCGAGAGUCAUUAAAAAUUAUGACGAGAAUGCGUUUGUGGCAUCUGUUGACUGCCAGAAAUACGCACAGUUUUGUAAGGAGACCCAAAUUAAUAGCUAUCCAACUGUGAGAAUGUUCCCGGCCAAGAAGACCAAGCAACCAAGGAGAGCCGCUUUUUACGACUACCCGAAUCACAUGUGGCGCAAUGCGGAUUCGAUUCACAGAUGGGUCUAUAACUUCCUUCCCACCGAAGUGGUCACUUUGGGAAAUGAUUUCUCAUCUACCGUACUCGACUCUUCCGAACCAUGGAUAGUGGACUUUUUCGCCCCAUGGUGCGGCCAUUGUAUUCAAUUCGCCCCCAUUUAUGAUCAAAUCGCCAAGGAGUUGGCUGGAAAAGUGAACUUCGCCAAAGUGGACUGUGAUCAGUGGCCAGGAGUGUGUCAGGGGGCUCAAGUAAGAGCCUAUCCCACCAUAAGACUGUACACUGGCAAAACCGGAUGGUCCAGACAGGAUUCGCAGGGUUACGGUAUCGGAACACAGCAUAAGGAGCAGUUUAUACAGAUUGUCAAGCAGCACUUGAAGCUUCAUGAUGAAUUGUGA
Molecule: messenger RNA, 2352 nt
Organism: Caenorhabditis briggsae
Lineage: Eukaryota; Metazoa; Nematoda; Chromadorea; Rhabditida; Rhabditidae
Gene: Cbr-dnj-27
Product: Protein CBR-DNJ-27
Exons: 7
Coding region: 1-2352 (783 amino acids)
Source: RefSeq, a predicted model, not a curated record